Messenger RNA from Exophiala dermatitidis NIH/UT8656, 1224 nucleotides. RefSeq names its product glycosyl hydrolase family 10. NCBI's taxonomy places the organism in Eukaryota, Fungi, Ascomycota, Eurotiomycetes, Chaetothyriales, Herpotrichiellaceae. Gene Ontology annotation, biological process: carbohydrate metabolic process. The record is from RefSeq and is a predicted model, not a curated record. The transcript has 3 exons. Gene Ontology annotation, molecular function: hydrolase activity, hydrolyzing O-glycosyl compounds. Bases 1 to 1224 code for a protein of 407 amino acids.
AUGCAUCUAUAUCCCAUCCUCGGUAUUGUCUCUUCGCUGUUCACAACUCUUGUGGUCGCGAAUCCUGUGAAGUCAGCAUGGCCGUCAGAGGGCAAUGGGGCGCAUCCCUUUUCGAACAGCACAACCACGUCAAUAGGCCCAGCCAGGCCAACAUCAUCGUCAGCAGCAGCACCGCCACCGUCGUGUACAGCAUAUUUUGAGCCCACGGCGCCUCCAUAUCUGAAUGACCUUGCGAAGGCGGCCGGCAAACUAUGGUUCGGUAGCGCAACAGAUCAGCCUGGCUCUGGAGAGGACGAGAACAUAUUGUACCAGACGAUCUUGAACAACACCAACAUCUUUGGCCAAAUCACCCCAGCCAACUACAUGAAGUUCUUUGCCACCGAGCCUGAACAAGGUGUCUUCAACUUCACAGGCGGGCAGGUGGAUGUCGACAUUGCCAAAGAUCAUGGCAAAUAUCUGCGAUGUCACAACCUUGUGUGGGUUUCGCAGCUCAGCGAAUGGGUCGUCAAUGGCACCUGGACCCCCGAUACUUUGACCGCAGUUAUGGAGAACCACAUCAAGACUUUGAUCACUCACUGGCAGGACGUGUGUUAUUCUUGGGACGUUGUGAAUGAGGCACUCGCCUCCAAUGGGAGCUUUGCUUCCAGCAUCUGGUACGACACAAUCGGCCCAGAGUACUUUUUCCUUGCCUACCAGUUCGCUCAGGAAGCGGUUGAGGCGACUGGUAAAGACAUCAAGCUGUACUAUAACGAUUAUGGCAUCGAAGACACUGGAAAUAAGACGCAGGCCUUGUAUGGCCUGAUCGGAGAGCUGAAGUCUCGAGGCAUCCGGAUCGACGGGGUGGGCCUCGAAUCUCACUUCAGCGUUGGCGAAACCCCCAGCCUGGCAGAUCAAGUCGCGGCUAAACAAGGCUACAUUGACCUUGGGCUUGAGGUCGCAGUCACAGAACUGGACGUCCGAUUUGUCGAGGCCAAUGCCACCAAUGCCACCGGGUUUGCGAUCCAGGCCCAAAACUAUUACGACUCAGUCUCCAGCUGCGUCCAAGUUGAUGGCUGUGUGGGCGUCACAGUGUGGGAUUUCGACGAUCAGUACUCUUGGAUCCCGUCCUCAUUUCCAGGCCAGGGAGCGGCGGACCUUUACAAUGCGGAUUUUACCCGGAAGCCUGCAUAUUAUGCGGUGGCAGAGGCUUUGCAGAGUGUUCCGUGCUCAGUCUGUUCGGCGUAG